UGCAGAGCUCAGUCGGGGAAACCCGUUCCCGCCGCCGCCGCGGUUAGCGCCCUCGUCUGGGAUCCAGCCGGAGACUGGACUCGGCCUCCGAGGGCGGCCGCAACCGAAGACUGGGGCUGGGUCCUGCAGGGAGGGAGAGGAGGGAUGACGCCCUGGCUCCCCCAGGCCUCCGGGGUAGACCCCAGCCGCCGCCUCCUCCUCCUCCUCGUCUUUGUCUUUCUGUACGGAAGCUGGGCGGAGACCCCAACCCCGGAGUUCAUAGUGUCUACACCAACUAAUGUUGAAAUAAAAUCUUACAAUUUGAAUCCUGAAGUAUUUUGGGAUUACCAGAAAAUGUCUCAUACUCCUACUUUCACAGUGAAGUUAAAGAGCUAUGAAGAAGGAAUAUGGCAUGAAGUCUGCACCAAUAUUUCUAGUCAGUCUUGUAACAUAUUUGGCCAUAUUAAAAGACCAGUCUAUUCUUACUGGGCCAGAGUUAAAGCUACAGUUGGACACUAUGAAUCUUCCUAUGCAGAAUCUAAAGUAUUUCAUAUGUAUGAGGAUGGAAAAAUAGGACCACCUAAUGUAAAAGUUCAAGAGAAAGAUCGCCAGCUUAUCAUUGAUAUAGAGCAUCCUCUAAUAAUUGUUGAAGGAAAAGAGAAAGGACCUGUGUGUGAUUAUUAUUAUGAUGAUGACGACGAUGAUUGCAGCAUAGUCACAUACAAGGUAUAUUUGAAGAUAAAUGGAAGUGAGAACGAUGAGGAAGAAUGGGAUGUCCAAUCUUGCAAUGAAACUCAGUGCCAAUUAAUUAUACCAGCAAUUUCAUUUAAUUCUGAGUAUUGUGUUUCUGCCAAAGGAUUUUAUCCAGUCUCUGAAAUUUGGGAAAUUACAUAUGAAAAAUCAGAAGAACAGUGUAUUACACCUUCAUAUAAUAGAGAAGAAGAUUCUUCUCUGUCCAUCAUAAUUUUUUUUAUAUUCCUUGCCUUCGUUGUGUGUGUAGGAUUCACAAUUUACAUGGUCUUGAAGAGAAAGGUUUUUCAGAGACAGAACUUCAAAUUGCCCAAGUCAUUGGUAUCUGUGGUAAGAAAUUUUAAUUCACGCAACAUUUUAGAGGUAAAUUCUGAAUCAAAAUGUAUUUCUAUUGUUGAAACAUCAUACUUGCCAGUCCCAGAAAGUGAGGAAAAACACAUCGGUCAUUUGACCCCAGUGAGUAACAUAAAUUCUGAAGACAAUAGCGAAAAAACAGAGCACUUUCAAGAAGUAUCACGCAUAACAGAAGAAAUGACUGUUGAAGAAAAUAUUACAGACAUGACCUCUGAUAAUCAUGACAGCGCAAUGAUGAAAGAGAAUUAUUUUCCUUCUAACAGCAGUCAAGCUGAAUCUGGCAGUCUCAUUUCAGACUCUUGCCUUCCUAGGGAUGUUUCUGAGAAUAGCCAUGUGGAAUCAUGCAACUUCAUAUCUGACCCAGAGCCUCCACAAAAUGACCCUGAAUCAAGGACAGACAUUCAAGACAACAUCACUCUAAGGAAGGUUAACACAUCUUUUGGCUAUGAUAAACCUCACGUUCUAGAAGACAUGCUUCUAGAUGCCAAUGAUAAAGAGUCUUUGAUUGGUUAUCGACCUUCAGAACCAUUUGUGGAAAUUUUUUAGCAUUCAGCUAGAACGAAGCAAAUUUGACGUUUUGCAUUUCCUAAAAGUUGACUUUUCAGGUUAUGCAUAAAGGAGGUAGUAAUGUUCAAGUUGAGUGAUACUGUGUUUGGAUUUUGAGUCAGAAGUUUUGCUUUCAAAUCCUUGUUCUUUGUGAUAUUGAACAAAUUACUUCAUGCCUCUGGACUUCCAUUUCCUCCUCUGUAAAAUAGAUUUGGACUUGGUUUCUAAGGUUCCUUUGUACAGUACUUUAAAUCUGCAAUCCUAAAUGCAGAAUACAUGUCUAAUGAAGAUACAGAAGUGAUAGCUACAAUACCUAUAAUUCACUUGUGUGAAUUUAACUAUUUAGCACUUUGAAUAUAGAACUCAGUUUAUGGCCAAACGUGUAAUCUUUAUCUGUGCUUGGGUGUAGUUACCUAUUGCUGGAGCUCCAAUCUUUCACUUAACAUUAAAACACUGGAGAUGACCUUUGAAUAUGGAUUUUGUUGCCCAGACUUUAUUUCCGGCUUUGUGGUUUUGAAUAUUACAAAAAGCAUGAAAUGGAUCAUCAUUAAAGUUAAUAAACCAA
Messenger RNA from Dromiciops gliroides (monito del monte), 2194 nucleotides. RefSeq names its product interferon gamma receptor 1 (gene IFNGR1). The coding region runs from base 145 to 1629 and encodes 494 amino acids. Gene Ontology annotation, biological process: type II interferon-mediated signaling pathway. NCBI's taxonomy places the organism in Eukaryota, Metazoa, Chordata, Mammalia, Microbiotheria, Microbiotheriidae. Gene Ontology annotation, cellular component: membrane. The transcript is spliced from 7 exons. Gene Ontology annotation, molecular function: cytokine binding; cytokine receptor activity. The record is from RefSeq and is a predicted model, not a curated record.